Molecule: messenger RNA, 1382 nt
Organism: Paramacrobiotus metropolitanus
Lineage: Eukaryota; Metazoa; Tardigrada; Eutardigrada; Parachela; Macrobiotidae
Product: UBX domain-containing protein 1-like
Exons: 6
Coding region: 216-1106 (296 amino acids)
Molecular function (GO): protein binding
Source: RefSeq, a predicted model, not a curated record
UUUUUCCACCAGCCGUUCUAAACUUCUUCAGGAAAUUAAAAAAAUUUUUACCCUUUCAUUUUAGUGAUUUUACCCAAUAGAGUUGCGAUCCUAGUUAAGUUUUUCCUUUUCUUGAUCACUUGAAGCGAUCCGGAUUCAAGUAGACAAGAAGGGGUUGUAUCACUGGCAGAGUGCUGGAAUUUUGGUUGUGCGAUUACUGAAGGACACAGUGCACCAUGGAUUCUGCAGAUCCACUGCUGAGUUACCUUUUGGAAAUGGGUUUCCCGCAAAAGAAAGCAGAGAAAGCGUUAGCUGCCACUGGCCACGGGAGCGUGGAAACCGCCAUGGAAUGGAUUUUGUCGCAUCCCGAUGAUGAUGGCGAAGAAUCAGAAGGGAAUACGCAACCUGCAGGAGAUUCUGCUCCUACGAUGAAGCUACCUUUAACUGAAGCCGAGUUGGAAGAGCAAGCGCGCAAGCUGGAAGAGCGUCGCGUGCAGCGCCGUGCGGAAGUGGCUGAGCAAGAGCGCAAAGAUGAGAUUGAACGGGAAAAAGCCCGCCGCGUCAGCGGUCGGGAGAUCCUGGAUGCCAAAGAGAAAGCCGCCCAGGUGGAGAUGAUGCGUAUUGCUGAAGAGCGGCGUCGUGAGAAGAUGGAGGAUAAAAAGGCCAAAGAGAAGAUUAAAGCGUUGAUUGAGGAAGAUCGCCGCAACCGGGAUAAAGAGCGUGAAGUGAGUUUUUUUAUUAUUUUUUCUAUACUGUGUGCAGUAGUCGUAUUAUUGCUACAGCAACCACUGUCGGGGAAUGUCCCAUCCGUCACUCCCACGCCGUUCUCCACUCCGACCAAUUCGUCAGCCAAUCUGGAUCAGAAUGCGAAAACCCGCAUUCAGAUUCGUAUGUUUGACGGAAAACCACUGGUACAGUCCUUCGGCAUCAAUGAGCCACUGAGCGCUGUCAGACUUUACGCAGAACUCAACCGUCAGGAUGGUGAGAUUGGCCCGUUCGGCAUGAUGACCAACUUUCCAAAGAAAGAAUUUACCGAAGAUGAUAUGCAGGCACCGUUAUUCUCCCUGGGUCUCGUUCCUUCCGCCACUCUGAUUGCCACACGGAAGCCAUCAUCAUUAAAUUAUUGAUUUACGAAUUUGACAGUAUAAUUGUACGGUCUUUCCUUUCCUUUGUAAAAUCUUCGGUUAUCAUGUAUUUACAGAAUAUUACAUGGUUCAGUUUAGUUACGAUUUUUGUUUGAUUUUCGAGCACGAAUGGUCUUGAAGUUUACUUUAUUUAUGAUUUGCGAACUAAUAAUUAUUUCCACAAUUCCUGGUUUAUUUCUAAUAGCGAAAUGAGUUUGUGCCCGUUCAAAUGGUGCUGCGACAAAUAUCUGGGAUCUGAAGAGAUAAACAUUUUCCGUG